Messenger RNA from Botrytis deweyae, 960 nucleotides. RefSeq lists its product as uncharacterized. Lineage: Eukaryota; Fungi; Ascomycota; Leotiomycetes; Helotiales; Sclerotiniaceae. Bases 1 to 960 code for a protein of 319 amino acids. The record is from RefSeq and is a predicted model, not a curated record. The transcript has 3 exons.
AUGUCCUCCUCUGAAGCAAAAACCAUAGGCAUCGCCGGCGUAGGCGGCAAGUUCGCUCAAUGCAUAAUCAAGUCCCUCCUCCUCAACCCAUCAGUCCACAUCAAAGGUUACUGUCGCAACGCAUCCAAACUUCCCACAAUAUUGACCACCCACCCUCGAAUUAAGAUCGUGACCGGAUCCUAUGACGAUAUAACCUCAAUCCAAAACUUCGUUUCCGGUACCUCCGUCGUCAUAUGUUGUUAUUUUGCCUCGACAGAGGUAAUGACCAACGGACAAAAAUAUCUUAUCAAUGCCUGCGAAGCGGCAAAGGUACCCCGCUACAUAGCCGGAGAUUUCUCUGUUGAUCACACACUCAUUCCAUCUUCACGCAUUCAUCUCUUCCCCAAGCCAACUACGAAGAUUAUCGAAUAUCUUUCUACUAAGAAAUCGGUCAAGGGAGUGCAUAUUCUCAAUGGCGCGCUGAUGGAAACUUUCUGGGCGGAAUUCUUCCAGCUAUAUGAUUCAUCCUCUCAAACUCUCUCGUACUGGGGAGCAGGGGAUGAAAAAUGGGAGUUUACUACAUAUCAGACCGCAGCAGAUUAUACAGCUGCAGUUGCUUUGGAUGAAAAUGCUGUGGGAAUAUUCAGAUUCCUCGAGGAUCGAAAGUCCCCUCGCGAACUUCAAUCCAUCUUUCAAACCGUCUAUUCCACUCCACUUCAUCUCAAGUCCCAUGGAUCUCUAAUUGACCUCGAACAGAAGCUUGAAGAGGUCGUAAAUACACAUGGCGAAGAUACAUCUCAAUGGGGCGCAUUAGGAUUUGCAUUCUGGUGCACAAACGGGAAAGCAUAUUUGGGGGAAGAUAGCAGUAAUCUUGAAAAUUCCAAAUAUCCUAAAGUGAAAAAUGUUACUAUGGAGCAGUUUUUGAAACGUCAUGCUUUGGAGGAGCUUCCGCUUGCGGAUCAAAGCUUGGGUUUUGCGUAG